UACCUCAUCAAAAUUGUUGAAUAGACACACAAAGCAAAACAUUUCUUGAUUUCUUCUCUACCAACUUAAUUAGUUUUGAUCAUUUUUAGUGCAGAAAUGGAUUGUGUAAAACUUGUAUUGUUUAUGCUAUAUACCUUUCUCGGUCAACUUGUUUUCUCCUUAUCCUCACCUCAUUUGUGCCCCGAAGAUCAAGCUCUUGCUCUUCUACAAUUCAAGAACAUGUUUCCCAUUAAUCCUAAUGCUUCUGAUUAUUGUUUUAAAUUUAAAGAGUUUCAUUCAUAUCCGAAAAGUCUUACAUGGAAUAGGAGCACAGAUUGUUGCUCAUGGGAUGGAGUACAUUGUGACAAGAUGACGGGACAGGCGAUUGAGCUCAACCUCACUUGCAGCGGACUUCAAGGCAAGUUUCAUUCCAAUUGUAGCCUCUUUCAACUUUCCAAUCUCAAAAGGAUUGAUUUGUCUUUUAAUAAUUUCACUGGAUCGCUCAUUUCACCUAAAUUUGGUGACUUCUCCAGUUUAACACAUCUUGAUCUAACAGUUACAAGUUUUUCGGGUCAAAUUCCUUCUGAAAUAUCUCAUCUUUCAAAAUUACACGAUCUUCGUAUCUCUAAUGUUUAUCCAUAUGAGCUUAGAUUCGGACCUCACAAUUUUGAAUCGCUCCUUAAGAACUUGACCCAAUUAAGAGAGCUCCACCUUCACGAUGUGAACAUCUCUUCCACCAUUCCUCUGAAUAUCUCUUCUUAUUUAACAAAUCUACGGCUUCCAUUAACAGAGUUACGUGGGGUAUUGCCCGAAAGAGUUCUCCACCUUUCCGAUUUAGAAUUCCUUGAUUUAUCAGAAAAUCCCCAGCUCACUGUUAGGUUUCCCACAACCAAAUGGAAUAGCAGUGCAUCACUCAUAUACUUAAAUCUCUAUGAUGUGAAUAUUAAUGGUAGGAUACCUGAAUCAUUUAGCUAUCUAACUUCACUUCAUGACUUGAACAUGGGUUAUUCUAAUCUGUCAGGGCCUAUUCCUAAACCUCUAUGGAAUAUCACCAACAUAGAGAUAUUAGAGUUUUCAUCCAAUAACCUAACUGGUCCAAUUCCAACUAAUGUAAGUGGACUACAAAACCUACAAUGGCUCAAAUUGUCAUCAAACCACUUGAAUGGGACUAUACCUUCCUGGAUAUUCUCCCUUCCUUCACUGACAGUGUUAAACUUGAGAAAUAACACUUUCAGUGAAAAAAUUCAGGAGUUCAAGUCCAACACAUUGUUGGAAGUUGAUCUAAGACAAAAUCAGCUGCAAGGUCCUUUACCAAAUUCACUCCUAAAACAGCCAAACCUAAAAUUUCUUCUCCUUUCACACAAUAAUAUUAGUGGACAGAUUGCUUCAACUAUCUGCAAUCUGAAAACACUAACAGCUUUGGACUUAGGAAGUAACAAUUUGGAGGGAACAAUCCCACAAUGUUUGGUUGAGAUGAAUGAAUACCUUUGGAAUUUGGAUUUGAGCAACAACAGUCUUAGUGGGACUAUCAAUACAAAUUUUAGUGUUGGAAACGAUCUCACGAUCAUUAGCUUGCAUGGGAAUAAGCUAACGGGGAAAGUCCCACGAUCUUUGAUCAAUUGCAAGUACUUGAGACUUCUUGAUCUAGGUAACAAUCAGUUGAAUGACACAUUUCCAAACUGGUUGGGAUACCUACCUGAUUUGAAGAUUUUAAGCUUGAGAUCAAAUAAGUUUCAUGGUCCCAUUAAAUCUUCAGGGAAUACAAACUUGUUUGCGCGGCUUCAAAUUCUGGAUCUAUCAUCCAAUGGAUUUAGUGGUAAUUUACCAAUAAGUCUUUUUGGGAAUUUGCAAGCCAUGAAGCAAAUUGAUGAGCGUACAAGAACCCCAGAGUAUGUUUCUGAUCAAUAUGCUGGUUAUUAUGAUUAUUUGAUGACAAUUACAACAAAGGGACAUGAGUAUGAUUGUGUUCAAAUUUUGGAUUCUAACAUGAUUAUCGAUCUCUCAAAAAACCGAUUUGAAGGUCAUAUUCCAAGCAUUAUUGGAGAUCUCGUUGAACUUCGUACCUUGAACUUAUCUCAUAAUGUCUUGGAAGGUCAUAUACCAGCAUCAUUGCAAAAUUUAUCUGUACUCGAAUCAUUGGAUCUCUCAUCUAACAAAAUCAGCGGAGGAAUUCCACCACAACUUGCAUCCCUCACGUUUCUUGCAGUCUUAAAUCUCUCUCACAAUCAUCUUGUUGGAUGCAUCCCCAAAGGAAAACAAUUUGAUACGUUUGAGAAUAGUUCAUACCAAGGGAAUGAUGGGUUACGUGGACUGCCACUCUCAAAACAUUGUGGUGGUGAUGGUAGGGUACCACAAGCAACAAUUCCAGCUGAGCAAGAUCAAGAAGAAGAAGAAGAUUCACCAAUAAUCAGUUGGCAGGCGGUUCUCAUGGGUUACGGUUGUGGUCUAGUUAUUGGACUGUCUAUAAUAUACAUAAUGUUGUCAACUCAAUAUCCAACAUGGUUUUCGAGGAUGGUAUUGAAAUUGGAACACAGAAUGAUUACGAGAAUGAAAAGGCACAAGAAAAGAUAUUAGUGAGUAGCGAC
Molecule: messenger RNA, 2564 nt
Organism: Solanum stenotomum
Lineage: Eukaryota; Viridiplantae; Streptophyta; Magnoliopsida; Solanales; Solanaceae
Product: receptor-like protein 9DC3
Exons: 2
Coding region: 97-2553 (818 amino acids)
Molecular function (GO): protein binding
Source: RefSeq, a predicted model, not a curated record